UAGCGCUGCGCGGCACAAAUUCGAUCCUCCUGGCACUCACGAUUCAUCGCCUACAGUGAUUCCUCCUUUCGAUCGCGAUGGGCAUCAUCGAGAAAAUCAAAGAGAUCGAGGCCGAGAUGGCCAGGACGCAGAAGAACAAGGCCACAGAGUAUCACUUGGGGCAGCUCAAGGCCAAGCUUGCGAAGCUGAGGACUCAGCUCCUGGAGCCUCCAAAGGGAUCCAGCGCUGGCGGCGAUGGAUUUGAAGUCACGAAAUUUGGCCAUGGUCGCGUUGCUCUCAUUGGCUUUCCAAGUGUUGGAAAAUCGACGCUGCUAACAAUGCUUACUGGGACACACUCCGAAGCAGCAUCUUACGAGUUCACGACACUGACGUGCAUUCCUGGAAUCAUUUUGUACAACGAUGCAAAGAUCCAACUUUUGGAUCUUCCGGGGAUUAUCGAAGGUGCUUCUGAAGGGAAAGGCCGUGGGCGUCAGGUUAUCGCUGUUGCUAAGUCCUCUGAUCUGGUUUUGAUGGUCUUGGACGCUUCAAAGAGUGAAGGGCAUAGACAAAUUCUCACGAGGGAGCUAGAGGCUGUUGGCCUGCGUUUAAACAAAAGACCUCCUUUGAUUUAUUUCAAAAGGAAAAAAACCGGAGGAAUUGCUUUCAACACAACUGUGCCUUUAUCUCAUAUUGACGAGAAGCUCUGCUACCAGAUACUCCACGAGUAUAAGAUUCAUAAUGCUGAGGUUUUGUUCCGGGAGGACGCGACGGUGGAUGACUUCAUCGACGUUAUAGAGGGAAACAGGAAAUAUAUCAAAUGCGUCUAUGUCUACAACAAAAUCGACGUUGUUGGCAUUGACGAUGUGGAUCGAUUGUCCAGAAAGCCAAACUCCAUCGUCAUCAGCUGCAACUUGAAGCUAAACCUGGAUCGGCUACUCGCAAAAAUGUGGGAGGCCAUGGGUCUUGUAAGAGUUUAUACGAAGCCUCAAGGUCAGCAACCAGAUUUCUCGGAGCCCGUUGUGUUGUCAACGGAUCGAGGCGGUUGCUGUGUGGAAGAUUUUUGCAACCAUAUCCAUCGCAGCUUACUCAAAGACGUGAAGUAUGUGCUCGUGUGGGGGACAAGCGCCAAGCAUUAUCCACAGCGCUGUGGAGUGACGCAUGUCCUCCAAGACGAAGACGUUGUCCAGAUAGUGAAGAAAAAGGAGACCGAGGAAGAUGGAGCCAGGGGGAGAUUUAAAUCGCAUUCCAAUGCACCAGCGAGAAUUUCCGACAGAGAAAAGAAAGCACCAUUGAAAAACUAGCCUCUCUAUGCAUUAGCCAGAGGUAUCUAGUCUUUUUCACACUAUCGGAUUUCGCCGACCAGACUCACUCCCAGGUCCCAGCAAAGAGGUUUCUUGACGCUCUUCUCCACCAGAAAGAUGACAUGCUUCAUGAAAUGAGUCUUCACGAAGCACUGGAAGCAGUGGUCGGUCUUGAUGGAGUGACAAUUCUGGCACUGGGAAGGCCGCACAGUCUCGUACAAGCACAAAACUCCAACUUGGUUCCUCGCUGGCCACAUGAUAAAGUCCCACUCAUCACCAACAGCGUAAACUUUCCUCUCCUUGGCAGCUCCCAGAUCCAGCGAUCUUUUCUCGAGAACUCUGGCCAUGGGAGGCGCGCUGAAGCUCACGACUGGAAUGACGUUGCCGCUGGCGGAGAAGUGAGCCGAGACGAGAAUCGCUAGAGCGGCUCCCAGGCUGUGUCCCGUGAGAAGAACUGGUGCUCCAGGAUUGGCAUCCAAGACUUUGCGGGUGUAGCUCACUGCCUGGGAGAAGUAGUCGAGAGUUUCGCUGGAGAAGUCGUCGCAACUGGUGUCGAGGAGGCUGUCAUUGAAGAGAACUUUAUCAGCGCA
Messenger RNA from Selaginella moellendorffii, 1870 nucleotides. Its product is annotated as developmentally-regulated G-protein 2. Lineage: Eukaryota; Viridiplantae; Streptophyta; Lycopodiopsida; Selaginellales; Selaginellaceae. Gene Ontology annotation, cellular component: cytoplasm. Bases 78 to 1280 code for a protein of 400 amino acids. The record is from RefSeq and is a predicted model, not a curated record. Gene Ontology annotation, molecular function: GTPase activity; GTP binding. The transcript is spliced from 10 exons. Gene Ontology annotation, biological process: cytoplasmic translation.